UCUCUCAGUGUUUGUGAGCUUCCUGGUGUAAGGAGCACCUCGCAGCCGUACAAUUACCCCCCCCCGUGCUGUCUGAUGCCCCCUGACCCCAGAGGGGACACCCAAGGGGGCACAUUGCAGUAAUGGAGAGCAGUUCCAAGGCCCCGGGGUCCCUCUCUGGGAUUCUGGAGAAGAGACGUCAGAACCUGAAAUUCCAUUGGAAAGUCUACAACUUUGUGCUGGAGGGGUCAGCGCUGUCCUAUUACAAGCUCCGGGGGAACAAUGAGAAAGAGGGGGAGCUGUGGGGCACAAUCGAACUGCGAGAUGUGCAGUGCUUGAACUCCACUGAUGCCAUUGGUCAUCGUUAUCCAAUAGAAGUGACCCUGAGGAGCGGGAAGGUCAUAUUGCUGUCUGCAGAUUGCAACAUGGAGAGGAUGAAGUGGCUUCAGGCCUUGCAGGACAAGAUGAUGGAACUGAGAAGCCGGCGCUCAUCCGAUACCCCUGUUGUGCGGGAGAGGCCAGGAGAAUAUAGUCGUGGGAUCUGUGAUUGGAUGACUCAGUCCAAUCCCAGUGACACAUCUGGAAUCACAGGGGGCAAAGAAGGUGACAUUGCUGAUCUGGACUCAUUCAUUGAUCAGACAUUCGAUGGGAUCACAUUCAAUCGGCAGUCAAAGUUUAUAAAGAAAGAAGCCAACGGAGAGCAGCGAGAUCCAGGAAACACAACCUGAAGGUGCCGGCGAAUGGAGGGAAAUAGAAGCAGCCAUACUCCAGGCUACUAACACCUCCUUGUGUCUAACAGACGGACGAGCUCCUACACUGAGCGCUUUUGGAGAAUAUUCCAUCUCCCAUUUCUCACCAAUUAACCUGUGCCUAACGAGGCCGCCAAUGAGACAAUGGCCCCCGCCAGUACAAUGCUCGCCAGCUCUGUGAAGGACAAACACGCUGCCUCGCUGAUACUUCACUUGCAAGAGAAAAACCGCCACAGAUACAGACAUAGUUACCAUGGAAACCGCACUUGUGUACAGUUUUGCUUUUAAUAUUUCUGUUUGAACUGCUGCACAGAGCCUCGCUGCUCCCUCUCCCGCGUUAUUCAUUCCCCCAUAUAAACGUUAAUGUGGUGACAGGGCGGGAGCUGUGUAUGGGCUCAUACAAUGGCCGCUACAUUCUAUCAUUAGGCGCUCGGUCAUUUUACCAUGAGAUUUUUUUUUAACCCUUUACUCUAUUGACUGUCAUGUGACAACAGAAAAAUUGUUCAAAAGAUUUAAUAAAACUGAGUUUGAAUGAGA
Molecule: messenger RNA, 1265 nt
Organism: Xenopus tropicalis (tropical clawed frog)
Lineage: Eukaryota; Metazoa; Chordata; Amphibia; Anura; Pipidae
Exons: 10
Coding region: 123-707 (194 amino acids)
Source: RefSeq, a predicted model, not a curated record